CCAGGCUAGAAGGCGGGUGUCGGUCUUCGCGUUGGCGCCGCCGCCUGGCACCGUGGAGCGGGGGCCCCCUUUCGCCUGGGAGUUUUGUGGUCGCCUGGGGUCAGCGGUGACAUCCCAAAGGGCAGGCCCGGCAGCCGCUAUGGUGGCCAAGGAUUACCCCUUCUACCUCACGGUCAAGAGGGCGAACUGCAGCCUGGAGGUACCCCCGGCCAGCAGUGCGGCCAAGGACGCCGAGGAGCCUAGUAAUAAACGGGUCAAACCCCUUUCCAGGGUCACGUCACUCGCAAACCUCAUCCCGCCUGUGAAGGCCACACCGUUAAAGCGCUUCAGCCAAACCCUGCAGCGCUCCAUCAGCUUCCGCAGUGAGAGCCGGCCUGACAUCCUUGCCCCCCGACCCUGGUCCAGAAAUGCCACCCCCUCAAGCACAAAACGAAGAGACAGCAAGCUGUGGAGUGAGACCUUCGACGUGUGUGUCAAUCAGAUGCUCACAUCCAAGGAAAUCAAACGUCAAGAGGCCAUCUUUGAGCUUUCUCAAGGAGAAGAAGACUUGAUAGAGGACUUGAAAUUAGCAAAAAAGGCCUAUCAUGACCCCAUGCUGAAACUCUCCAUCAUGACGGAACAAGAGUUGAAUCAGAUUUUUGGAACACUGGACUCUCUAAUCCCUCUACAUGAAGAUCUCCUUAGUCAGCUUCGAGAUAUUCGGAAGCCUGAUGGCUCAACUGAGCAUGUUGGUCCCAUCCUCGUGGGCUGGCUGCCUUGUCUCAGCUCCUAUGACAGCUACUGCAGCAAUCAAGUAGCCGCCAAAGCUCUACUGGACCACAAAAAACAAGAUCACAGAGUCCAAGACUUCCUGCAGCGAUGUUUAGAAUCCCCCUUUAGCCGCAAACUAGACCUCUGGAAUUUCCUUGAUAUUCCGAGAAGCCGUCUGGUGAAAUAUCCUCUGCUUCUUCGAGAAAUCUUGAGGCACACACCAAAUGAUAACCCAGAUCAGCAGCACCUGGAAGAAGCAAACAAGGAGAUGAAGGAAGAGGAGACUGGUGACUGGGAAGCAGGCUGGGAGGAUGCUGCAGUGGUCCAGGGAGCUAGAAACCGUAUGUCUGCACAGGUUGUGCACUGCAGUCUGACUAGUACCUCUGGGGCUGGCGGCCCUGGCUUCAAGUGCCUGCUACAGAAAGGCUCUCUCCAGCGGGCCUCUUGGGAGAAACUGCAUGUUUUCCUGUUCCAAGAAGUGCUUGUGAUCACUCGAGCUGUCACCCACAACGAGCAGCUCUGCUACCAGUUGUACCGGCAGCCGAUCCCUGUAAAGGACCUCCUGCUGGAAGACCUGCAGGAUGGAGAAGUGAGGCUGGGCGGCUCCCUGCGUGGGGCCUUCAGCAACAAUGAGAGAAUUAAAAAUUUUUUCAGAGUAAGUUUCAAAAAUGGAUCCCAAAGUCAGACCCACUCGCUACAAGCCAAUGACACCUUCAACAAACAGCAGUGGCUUAACUGUAUUCGUCAAGCCAAAGAAACAGUUCUGUGUGCUGCUGGGCAGGCUGGAGUGCUUGACUCUGAGGGACCAUUCCUAAAUCCUGCCACGGGGAGCAGGGAGCCACAGGGAGAGACAAGACUUGAGCAGAUGGACCAAUCGGACAGUGAAUCAGACUGUAGUAUGGACACGAGUGAGGUCAGCCUCGACUGUGAGCGCAUGGAGCAGACAGACUCUUCCUGCGGGAACAGCAGGCACGUUGAAAGCAAUGUCUGACAGAAGCGCAUCUACUUCCUGGAAGUUGCCCUGUGUCUUACUGUACAGUAUUUGCAUUCCACACGUGGAACGGUUUGGAGAAGCACUUUUUAAUACUUUUGUGACCGUGUUGACCCAGUCUCUUAUAUCUGUACCUUUGUCCCUAGUACUGUAACUGCCAAUCUGUCUGUGUAAGCUGGAAUCUGUGACAACUGUUACCCUGUGUUGCAUUUCACAAGUGGAUGGAUGGAGAGGUACUUGAACAAGUUACUUUCAAUUGUCCUGCUGGAUUUUAAAAACAGUAAAAGAAUCUCUAAACUACUGUUUGUGUAGAUUACUUAGAAUCCCUCCAUGCUCCCCAGCUCUUAGACAUGGUAGCUGACGGCACAGAAGUUAGAGGGCCUUGCAAACAGGACAUGAGGAAGUCACUCAUGUCUGGCGAUGGCAUUUGAGGGAGAACUGGGAAAGUUAAAUGCCUCGGAGUAAGAUUGGUGUGAUGGCAUUCAACCAGAAAGCGUCAUUGAACAACAUCCCUGGGGAUUCCAGAGGCUUCAUUUUGCAAGGGAAAAAGUUCUGUGUUGACCUUGUGAUUGAUUCCAUCCAGUGCAAGUUUGAUGCAGUAAUCUAUUAGGGCAUGAAAUAGAGUCUGACCUUAAAUGGGCAAUUAUGCAGAAGCAGCUGCCAGCUCUGAAUCUUUGACAGAAAUGCGCAUUGCACCAAGACACCUCUGUAGUAGUUAGUGGCUUGCCUUCAGAGCCAUUUCUAGCCGAAAACAUCAGAAUAGAGACUGAAAGGGCCUGGGAAAAACCUUCCAGGAUCACAGGAAGGCCGUGUCUUCAUUCAUGUUGUUCCAUCUCUCAGCCUACUCAGCCUUUAUAGCAGAAAUGAAAAGGUGAGGAAAAGAGACAGUGACCGUCAGUGACUCUGUUUACAGAAGCUUGGGAGAGGAAGAACUUGGAACUGGAAGUGUUUCAUCAUGACCUUAUGUGGGAGGCCUUAGAAAAGUAGUGUCCAGUGCUCCUCUGAGAAAGGCCAGAGCCUUGGGUUUUCCUGCUGUGCUUCUGGGUCAUCAGUUUUGCUGUCUCUGACUCUGUGCUGCGGUCAGAAUCAUAAUUACAUUCUCCAGAGGCCAGUUCAAUUAGCCUUAUGAUUUCAUUUGACGCAGUGGUUAAAGCACUCGGCUGCUAACUGAAAGGUAGCCAUUUCGAACCCACCAGCUGCUCUGCGGGAGAAAGAUAUGGCAGUCUGCUUCUGUGAAGAUUACGGCCUUGGAAACCCCGUGGGGCAGUUCUGCUCUGUCGUCCCGGGUCACUAGGAGUUGGAAUUGACUCAAUAGCAUUGGGUUUGGUUUUUAUGAUAAAUUAGGAUCAGUUAGCCAAACUGGAAACCUCUUAGUCCAGCCUUGACUUACAGUACAGACUUGGUUGCAGAUCUUGGUGGGGGGGGGGUGUUAACUAAAUGCACACAGAAAAGCUCCCUGUGAGUGUAAAUAUUAAGGAAGACCUGUGCAAAAUUAUACCCGCACCAGCACUAGUAGUAAUGAUUCUAAAUUAUUGCCAAAAAGGUUUUUCUUUUAAAUCUUCUGUGUUUUUCAAGUUUACAGGGGGAAAAAAAAAA
Messenger RNA from Trichechus manatus latirostris (Florida manatee), 3337 nucleotides. RefSeq names its product Rho guanine nucleotide exchange factor 3 (gene ARHGEF3). Gene Ontology annotation, molecular function: guanyl-nucleotide exchange factor activity. NCBI's taxonomy places the organism in Eukaryota, Metazoa, Chordata, Mammalia, Sirenia, Trichechidae. Gene Ontology annotation, biological process: intracellular signal transduction; positive regulation of Rho protein signal transduction. The transcript is spliced from 11 exons. The record is from RefSeq and is a predicted model, not a curated record. The coding region runs from base 140 to 1741 and encodes 533 amino acids.